AAAAUAUACUCUCCAUUCUUCAUCUUCCAGCUACAGAGUGAACAACUUCACUGUGUGCGCCUUUCAACACCUCCCUUGUCCUCAUCGUCCGCUCCGCUUCAGAAUGAACAACGCGACACGCAACGAAGCGGAGCGUCUCCUUGGGAUCGCGGAGAAGCUUCUCCAGAACCGUGAUUUGAUGGGUUCGCGCGAGUUCGCCAUUCUCGCGCAGGAAACUGAGCCUCUUCUCGAAGGUUCCGACCAGAUCCUCGCCAUCGUCGACGUGCUCCUCGCCGCCGACAAGCGCGUCAACAACCACCCAGACUGGUACGCCAUCCUUCAGGUCGAUCGGCGGUCCGACGACCUUGACCUCAUAAAGAAACAGUACCGCCGCCUUGCGCUCCUCCUCCACCCCGACAAGUCCCGCUUCGCCUACGCUGACCACGCCUUCAAGCUCGUCGCCGACGCGUGGGCUCUAUUUGCCGAUCCCGUGAAGAAGGCAGUGUACGACAAAGAGCUCUCGUUCUACUCCCGCGUCGAUUUGUCUGUCCCCGGAUGGGUCCAGCAGGAAAAGCUCUCAGUCCGCAGGCCUGGGCCUGGGCCUGGGCCCGAACCCGGACCAAGCACCCGCAACAGUGCCUCGGCCCGCGACCAGAUUCACGCUGAUGAAAGUUCUCGCAGGAGAAACUCAACAUUCUGGACCGCGUGUCCCUACUGUUACCGUUUGUAUGAAUACCCUAGGGUUUACGAGGGUAAUUGUCUACGGUGCCAGAAUUGCGAUAGAUCCUUCCAUGGCGUGGCGGUUCCGACGCUGCCGCCGCUGGUCCCCGGCCAGGACGCGUAUUAUUGCUGCUGGGGCUUCUUCCCCAUGGGAUUUGUAAUGGGUAACUUUGGUUCUCCGGAGAAAGAGGCGGAGGUGACAGUGCCUGCACCGCAACCCCCUCCUCCGCCUCCGCCCGCGUCUCAACCGGCUUCUUCUCUGCCGAAUUGGAUGCCCGUACCGGCGAAUAACGGUGCGCAGGCGACGCCGGUGCCAGCGAGGGUGACUAGGUCGGCGGCGACGGUGGCCGCGAGAGCGCCGAACGGGACUGGGCCGAAGAAGAGGGGGAGACCAAGGAAGUAUCCGUUGCAGUCGUGAGAAGUGUUUUGGAAGUGAAUGUGAAUGAAGAUUUGUAGGUACUGUGUUAUUUAGCUGUUUUUUUUUUUUUUUUGUAGAUAUGGUUAACUGGUUUUCAUCUCUUGAAUUGGAGUAUUUUCUUUGGCUCUGUAGUUUUUGCUAUAGGGUUUAUUGUUGAAUGCCUUGUUGGGGAGAUUGUUGGGGAGUAGAACGAUGUGGCCAGUUAUCUUUAGUUGAAAGUAGAUUCAGAAGGCCUUAAGGCCCUUAACUUGAUUCAGUUGUUUUGAAGAGAACUGAAAAUAUUUGGGUUCUCCUAACUGUGGGAAAGCUUACACCUUCAAUGCCAUGAACAUGGUUUUGAAUUGUGGUUGGUUGUUGUUGUUGCGGUUAUAUUGCGAGUUCUUAUGAAUGAUCUGAUGUGAUCGUA
This is a messenger RNA of Vigna unguiculata (cowpea), 1523 nucleotides long. RefSeq names its product Chaperone DnaJ-domain superfamily protein. The record is from RefSeq and is a predicted model, not a curated record. NCBI's taxonomy places the organism in Eukaryota, Viridiplantae, Streptophyta, Magnoliopsida, Fabales, Fabaceae.